AUGCCGACUCUCGUCUCCACAUUGUUGACUCUCCCCCUCCUCGCUCUCAUCUCCAUCCCGCUCGCACUAUCGGCAUGCAUCACCAUCUGCUUCUCCAUUCUAGCCCUCGCCCUUCGCUUUUCCCUCAUAUACGUCGAACUAUGCCUCGCCAUCAUCGCCAACUACUUUGUCAUCCCGACUGCUGCCAACACCUCCCUCCUCAACUUCUCCGCAUCUGAGCCAACUACCCCAGCAGCCUCCACGACUCCCAAACGCCGCUCCAUCGACCACGGCAUCCCGGGCCUCCUCCCAGCCCUUGCAAACAACCGUCAAGGUUUCCCUUUUCCCCGUACACAACCUCAACCGCUCCCUCGCCGAACAAGCAGCUCAACCUCUUCCUCCUCGACCUCCCAAGAGAACAACAACCACCACCACACCCCUCACCGCAGAAACACACCCCCGCGCCACCCCGCCCCCUCCGCCCUCCUAACCCUCAUCAGUGGCGACGAAGGCCGCGACUUCGAAGGUCUAGGCGGCUGGCGCUGCGCCCCAACAAGAUACCAAGGCCAUCUCUCAGGAACCGCCUCCCCCUCUCCCAACAACACCACCGACGAAGGCGACGAACGAGCAUGGCUCUCCAUCAACCGACGCCUAGAGCUUCCCUUUCAACCUCUCUCCCUCCGAAGCAACUCCAACAUCGAACCCCUAGAAACCCUCCCCUGGAGACACCGACAAAUGGCCUCCUCCUCAACCAGUCCCCCCGGUAACGGUGGCAAUGGUAAUCAUAAUCCUUGUACUCGCCAUCAUCAUCGCUCCGCAACCACCUCUCUGGUCUCUACUAGCUUAUCUCCUAAAUCCCCGCUCCCGGACUCUCACGGCCUGGAUCCACUCCGUAGGACUACAUCACCAUCACAGCAACAGCAACAACACCAACCCCAGCAAAACACACUACCUUGUACGCCCUCCCCCGUUGAGAAAUUUCCCAGUGCACCGCCAAUAAUGCCUCAGGGAUCCAGCCCUCCCGACGCAGGGGCCGGAUACUUCGCUUUUCGACCCGAUAGCACGGGCAGUACGAGUGGGUCAACGACGCCGGUCGAGGAACGACGAUCACCUAGACCCUCCGGCCGGUUCUUGGUGCAUUACCCCACUGGCGUGCGAUAUCGUCGCAGGACCAAGAUAAAGAUUUUGAACAUGUCUAUACCUGCUUGCCGUGGUGUUCUACUGUAG
Messenger RNA from Aspergillus ibericus CBS 121593, 1206 nucleotides. RefSeq lists its product as uncharacterized. NCBI's taxonomy places the organism in Eukaryota, Fungi, Ascomycota, Eurotiomycetes, Eurotiales, Aspergillaceae. The coding region runs from base 1 to 1206 and encodes 401 amino acids. The record is from RefSeq and is a predicted model, not a curated record. The transcript has 2 exons.